Triticum dicoccoides is the source of this 1191-nucleotide messenger RNA. RefSeq lists its product as uncharacterized. The coding region runs from base 51 to 923 and encodes 290 amino acids. Gene Ontology annotation, cellular component: nucleus. Gene Ontology annotation, biological process: defense response to fungus. NCBI's taxonomy places the organism in Eukaryota, Viridiplantae, Streptophyta, Magnoliopsida, Poales, Poaceae. The transcript has 2 exons. The record is from RefSeq and is a predicted model, not a curated record.
CCGGCUCGACCGAGGUCCUUGCGGCGGACCUGAGCGUGCUACGCCCCCGUAUGGCAUACGAGGGAGGGGAGAAAGGCUGGGUUGUCAUUCAGAAGGGUGAGAAAAUCCCCGUCGAGAGCGCCCAGCCAUGGCGCCCCGUCGCCGGCAAGAACAUCAAAAGCAAAGCCAAUAUCAAUGGAGGCGGCAAGUUCGCCGCGCAUGCCACCAAUCUCAAUCUGGGCAAGACAAAGAGGAGCAACUACGCGGUGGACGCCGACAUAGUCAGGGACGUCAAGAGAUUUCAGGGCAACGUCUUCUUGGCCAAGAGAGAGCCCGCAGCAAGGUACCAUGACAACAACAUAGAGGUGAUGGAUGUACACCCAAGCCAUUACCUCAAGAAACGGGAGCAGGAGACUAGCAAUCAUGAUAAACCCAACAAUGAAGAAAUUGACGUGGUCGGAGGAGGAACGGACAGCGACAGCGACGACGAUUCCAACAGUAGCAAGUCUGAUCCGUCGUCGUCGUCGGACGGAGACAGCAGCAGCAGUGGGGGAAGCAACAGCAACAGCAACAGCAUCGGCGGCGCUCGUGCAGUUCCCCCGACCGCCGAGCAUUGCCAAGAAAAUCAAGAAGUGCAGUCGCCGCCGAGCUGCAAGGAAGAGGAGCAAGAUUCCGAGGAGAGGACCGAGUCCCGUGGCAGCGCGGGAAUGCGCCACCGCCCGGCGGCGGACGAGGAAGAGGAGCAGAAUGAGCAAGUGGAGGAGCAUGAUCACCGCGUCCAUGGCCUGGAGCUGGAGGCCUACGUGAGCGUCAUGAAGGCCUUCUACUUCACGGGGCCGCUGACCUGGGCCAAGGAGGAGCUGCUGUCCGACCUCCGCCUGCAGCUCCACGUCUCCAGCGACGAGCACCUGCAGGCGAUUUGGCGUCUCAAGGGGAAGAAGUAAAAAAAACUGCAGGCGUUUCAAUUCAACGGCGGCUAUUGCUGAUUGCUGUAGUUUGUAACCUGUCAAUCUGUGAUAGAUUACUACUGUACGUAGUUGUGAGUGUCAAGUCAGUCAUCAGUUGACUGAAUUUGAUUUGGAUCUCAGUCAAAGUUUGAUUUUGAUUCAGUCAAAUUUUGAUUCUGAAUUUGGGUCCCAGCCAUCGAUCGGUUCCAGCUUAAUUUCAAACUUAUUGCCGAUUGCUAUAUAAUUUGUCACCCGUGAUAUAUAG